CCCCCCCCGCGUCUAAUACGACGGGAAUGUCGCGCGUCCGUCUGACCGACCAGAGCCAUGUCCUCCCAGUGGGGCGACCAUCUGGAGGCAGAGAGACGAUGAAGCUCCAGUGCGAGGUGGAGAUCGUCAAUCGGUCGCUGCCGACCUUCGGCUUCAGGACCCGCGGCAGAGGGACCCGCGCGGUGCUGUCCAUCGGCAAACACCACGACCGGGGCUCCAAGACCAACCCGGUGACCCCCCACCUCCUGGUCUGCACCUCGAAAGACAAAGCGGGGUGCAAGUACAAGCUGAAGGAAAACGUGGAGCAGCUUUUCACCAAGUUCGUGGAAGAAGGAAAGACGACCAUCAGGUUGAAGGAACCGGCGCUGGACAUCUGCCUCAGUAAGGCAGAUGCCAAUAAUUUGAAGAACUUUCUUUCUGCUUUAAGGCUGGCUCACCGAGGUAGUGAAAUAGACACUAUACUAUUGUCCAACCUGGCUCCAGCUAAGACCUCUGAGGUUGAAAAGCCAAAAACCAAAAUGGUGAUUACAUCUAGAAAGGACUAUCCCCUCACCACAAACUUUCCUUACUCUCUAGAAUUUCUGCAGGUGUCCUACUGCAAGCUAGCCCGUGUGGACAUGCGCAUGCUUUGCCUUCGAAAACUACGGAAGCUGGAUCUUAGCAAUAACCACAUACGAAAACUGCCAGCCUCGAUCGGAGACCUUGCUUGCCUGUCUGAGCUUGUUUUGCACAAUAAUUACUUGGAGACAUUCAGUGUUGCAUUGUGUAACUCCACUUUGCAGAAAUCUCUACAGUUUUUGGACUUGAGCCACAACAGAUUGCGUGCUCUUCCUGUCCAGUUCUGUCAACUAAAAGAACUUGUUCAUCUAAAACUCGAUGACAAUGAGUUAAUCCGGCUUCCUUUCAAGAUCGGUCAGCUAGAUAAACUGCGCUUCCUCUCAGCUGCACGCAACAAAUUGCCUUAUCUUCCAUGCGAUUUCCAGAGGUUGUGCCUUGAGAAUGUGGAUCUGUUUGGAAACCUCUUUGAGCAGCCGAAUCCUCUGACUCCAACAGUUCAGCUCCAGAUCCCAAUGACCCUGUUAGAGAUUGCAGCAAGAGCAACAGUAAAUUGCAGAAUUGGUUAUGGGCCACACGUACUUCCAGCUCACCUGUGCCAAGAUCUGGAUUCGACUAAGACAUGCCUUUGCAGAAGAGCCUGCCUGAACUCUUUCAUCCAGGUCGUUAUAAACCUGAACUUACACCAAGUUUCACAUACCGUAGUUCUUGUGGAUAACAUGGGUAGCACAGAGGCCCCAAUUCUCUGUUAUUUCUGUUCACUAACCUGUUACUCAGAGUAUCUUGACAAGCACCAACAACGCAACAGGUGAUCAAUUGCAGGAGAUCUCUGAGAUGUGUAGCAUUUUUGGAUUUCAUGUGUUAAUUUAAGAGGUAAGCAAAGACCUCAUAAUACCUGAUGCCUGCAUAUCCAAAUAGCCGAAUUGAUGCAUACUCUAUAGCAAAUGAAGUUGGAUAACGUAUAUAUAUUUAAAGAGAUCGCAGAAGCUAUUUGGAUGUCGAAGCAACAACUGAGUAUUGCAGUCUUAUCAGGACAAAAACUUUACUUGAAAGAGUUUACAUUUUAAGUCUGAGUUGAAAUAAUGUUCAGCAGUUUUGGUACUGUAUUUUGUAAUCUUUGAACACUUUUUGACCUCAAUAUUAAACACAUUAAAGGAAAUCUACAUCAGUGUUCCAAACGUGCUUGCAAUACUUUUAUAAAAAUGUAAAUGGACCUUGAAACAGUAUAUAAAGUAUUUUAAGUCAUGCAUAUUAGAAAUGAAUAAAAAGAGUACAGUGAUACUCAGUA
Molecule: messenger RNA, 1843 nt
Organism: Callorhinchus milii (elephant shark)
Lineage: Eukaryota; Metazoa; Chordata; Chondrichthyes; Chimaeriformes; Callorhinchidae
Gene: lrr1
Product: leucine rich repeat protein 1
Exons: 4
Coding region: 27-1367 (446 amino acids)
Molecular function (GO): protein binding
Source: RefSeq, a predicted model, not a curated record